Pochonia chlamydosporia 170 is the source of this 351-nucleotide messenger RNA. RefSeq lists its product as hypothetical. The record is from RefSeq and is a predicted model, not a curated record. Bases 1 to 351 code for a protein of 116 amino acids. The transcript is spliced from 2 exons. Lineage: Eukaryota; Fungi; Ascomycota; Sordariomycetes; Hypocreales; Clavicipitaceae.
AUGAAGUUCUUCUACAUCGCCGCUUUGCUCGUCCCCACCAUCCUGGCUACCGACCAAGUUAUGCAGGAUUCUCAAGGCAUACAGGCUGAGCAAAUGGAUGCUGUUGCCAAGAUUAACAUCUUGCAGCAAGUGGUCAAGAAAGAGUGCCCUGAUGUUACGCCGGAAUGCGUUGAAACCUUUCAGAAGGUUUUGGACAGUGUGAAGCAAAGAUUGACUGGCCAGGCCACUGGCCCCGGCGCUGCGGCUGAACUGAAAAACAACAAGAAGUGCACCGCGGAGCUUACCGGCUGUGUCAAGAAGAUUGCUCCGAAGCUCGCUGCUGUAGGAAGGGGUCAGGCUAGUCCCAUGUAA